Molecule: messenger RNA, 396 nt
Organism: Racocetra persica
Lineage: Eukaryota; Fungi; Glomeromycota; Glomeromycetes; Diversisporales; Gigasporaceae
Source: the annotation of a GenBank genome assembly
CUGAUUCUGGUGUGGUCGAAUUUUGGAAAAAUCUCCUUGACGCAAGAAUAAUCUUCCCGAUACCACAAGAUUUUGAGGAUGCUGAAUUAAAUGCUCUGGAUUCUUACUCUACGAUUAAAGAUAAUCAGAUUUGCCUAAAUAAAAGUGUGAUUAUUGAUUCAGAUGGCAUGCUAUACGAAAAUGGAGAAUGUACCGGCGUGCUAUUGCCGUCAAUUUUGAUCGAUAACUUUGGAAAAAUGCUGUGUCUACCGGAUGGUGUAUUCUUUCUGGGAGAUGAGGAUAAUGGGUCGAAGCUUCUUAUACGACCCUGUUAUCUGCAAUUAUGUGAAUUAAUUGAAAAUGAUCGUGAAAAAGGUGGCCCGGCCUCUGCUGGUUGUGCGAUUACUGGUACGCCCG